CUUUGCUCUUUGGUAGCUCCUCUUAAGUUAGUGGUUCAAUAUAGUCACGACAAGCAUUAUCUACAGAAUCUAGCUCAGCCUUUGACAUAUGGCCACACACCCUGGUAUUUAGAUUAAUAGAUUUGUAAGGAAUGGAUUAGAAAUUGAAGCAUGCGUUGAUGCCUGCAGUGGCUUUAUGUACCGGCUGUGUGCUGUCGUUUGUAUAUAAAUGUCGCCUUUUUACCACGUAGAGAUGGAGAAUUCAAACUAGCCAAACUAACUCUUCAUCGUACCAACACUCUCAUAAUAUACUUGCAAUCUUCUUGUCCCUCACAGGGCACUUUCGAUAUGGCCACCUACCUAAUCACUCAAGCGACCGGCCAGCAAAGCCAAUGGGUCAUCAGGCAUCUGCUGGCAGCUGGAUGCAAAGUCCACGCUGUGGUACGCGAUCUCCAGAAGGAACUUCCACCCACUCUUCACUCCCCGGGCGUCACCCUUUUCCAAGGUGAAAGCAAGAACUCUGAAGAAAUCUUCAAGGCAGCCCAGGGCUGCAAAGGAGCUUUUCUGAACACCUUCCCCAUCCCGGGAUUGGAAGCCCAGCAGGCCCAGGCCAUCGUCGAGGCAUGCAAGAAAGCAGGUGUCGAGACCAUCGUCGCAGCUACGACCCAAGGCACUAGCGACAAAGCCAUGUGGAACGAUGCCGAGACGAAGGAAUGCGGGAUGCUCGAGUACUACCUCUCCAAGGCAGCGGUCGAGGAUAUCGUCCGCCGGGCCGACUUCAGAGCCUACACCAUCCUCCGGCCGGCCUUUAUCCAUUUCGACUACCUGCUGCCAAACGCCUGGUACAAUUAUCCCCGGCUGCCGUCUCACGGGGAGCUCGACCAUGCCUGCAACGAGAACGCGAGGAUCCCUCAGACGGACGGGCACGACAUCGGGAAAUACGCAUCAGCGGCUCUGCUAGAUCCGGCCAAGUUCGGCGGUCAGGAAAUCGACAUGGGUAACGAGACCCCAAACAUAGAGGAGAUCCGCGCCGUCCUGGCCAAAGUCAGCGGCCGAGACGUGCGGGCGAGGAAGCGUACCCCUGAGGAAGAGGAGGAGGCGAAGACCUCUCUCUGGGCCCAGCGCUUCCACUUAUUUGCAAACGUGAAGGACUUUGGCAUCAUUCCAGGUCAUGCCAAAGAGGUCCAAACCAAAUUCGGCAUACCUUUCACCUCGCUGGAAAAUGCCUUGCAGAGGGACAAGGCAGCCCUUCUGGAAUGUCUGCCCGCAAACUAGUAUUUGAGGGUACAGUUAUGAUCGCGAUGGUCUUCUUUUCAUUGUAUUAGAACCAUUAACGGGCCACACUUAUGUAUUUAGCACUCUCCUUAUAUUAUCUUCUUUUAACUCUUUCAAAUCUAACCCAGCUCAUUCUACGAUAUGAUUAAAGAUACAGGAAAGUUAGAAUUUUUCACUUAAUCAUUAACCGAUGAAGGGAAG
This is a messenger RNA of Truncatella angustata, 1455 nucleotides long. RefSeq lists its product as uncharacterized. Lineage: Eukaryota; Fungi; Ascomycota; Sordariomycetes; Amphisphaeriales; Sporocadaceae. Bases 328 to 1254 code for a protein of 308 amino acids. The transcript has 2 exons. The record is from RefSeq and is a predicted model, not a curated record.